AUAAUCUCUUUCAGCGGCAUUUCACAGAUUCUCCUCUGGUUGUCGCUCUCACCUCCUCCCCCCUCUCUACUCUGAAACCCUUCCAAUCAAUUCAUCCAUCCCUUAAUUUUCCUUCUCACAGAAAAGGUAUAAUUUCCCGACCACCUUUAAUUGUUCCGUAAACCCAAUCCUUUUCUACAUAUCUCCGUUUUUCACGGUUCUGAAUAUUUAAUCUCCCCCAUUUAGCGUAUUGGAGCUGUUGAAUCUUUCUCAAAUCGUUGUGUUUUCAUCAGUAAUCCAUUAUCUACCGUGUACAUCUUUCCUUAUUGUGAUUUUGACUCUUCUUUGACCGUUAUCGUUGGAGUGUUUUUCUCAAUUGUUAUUAAAUUUUGAACGAUUGCUAUGUUAGGUUUCGAUAUCCCAAUCUUUUCAGUACAUUUUCGGUAGCUAGGUCUUUAGUUAAUUUUCAUGUGCGUGCUGUGUGAUUUGGGUGCAAUUGACACUUCACCUUAUUUUGAUUAAUUCAGCUUAUUUGGGUGCAAUUGACACUUCACCUUUAGCAGUGAUUUGUUCUAGAAUCGAUAUUCAGUUACAGGACCUCAAGACCAAUGCUUUGCUGAAUCAAAAUUUAUUAUUUAUUUUACUCCGAAGCAUGGAAUCCGAGUUUCAUAAAGUGUUUCUUGUGAGAAGAUACUUAACUUGUAAAUCAAAGCAUUGAAAUCGUGAUGUGACUAGCUAUCUGUUGAGUUUCUUGUAGUUAAUACCAUAGCUUAAUGUAGGUAUGAUUUAUGUCUUAUAUUGAAAACUCUUCCACCAUGAAAGAGUUGUGAUUGCACGAAGAAGUAUAAGGUUCACAUGUCUGAGUUAUUUUACAUACACAUACUCUGGUCAUCUAAAUUACACAGAUCUGACUGUCUGCACUUCAGGAUAUGUUUUGAAUUUUCCAAAAAAAGAAAUUCCCAUUGAAAGUACCAUAUGCUCAUUAAUGCUUCUCUCAAAAGUUUAUGAUUUGCUUAGAUUAGAAUUGUAUGGACUAUGGAGUACCUGUGCUCUGUUGAUUUGACUUCUUUAUAAUUUAUCUUGUUUUUAGUAACAACAAUUGGUCUUAUUGGAACCAAACUUGUAGUGUUUCUUCAGAUAUUCGUACUUUGAUGUUUGACAGACAUGGCUUACACCUUACUUUAACGUUUCAUAACAUUCACUUUUCAUGCCGUUUAAUAUAUGCACUUUUAAGCUCUUGCCUCUUAACCAUCUAUCAGCUGAUGAAGGUCAUAUAUCCUAUCCGUGCAAUCUAUUUGAGAUACUGUGUAUGUUAGUCUACUUGACUAUUUGCUGUUACCAACCCAUUUAUUGGUCAGAUAAAUCAUUGUAAUCUGCACUCAAACACGGGCAUGUAAUACUUCCCUGAAUGAGCUUUUAGUAUUUAUGAUUGGUUGAUGUGUGACACUGUACUCGAAAUGCUUGAACAAAAAAAUAAUUCCCAAACUUUAUCAUUGGAAUUUGGAAGUACUUAGUAUAUUUCUGCUAGAAGAUACCCUCAUGUUUCUUAUAUUGUCUCUAUGCUUCAUAGCUGUCUACGAAGUGUGUUCCUGUAUUAUACCUUUAGGAACCAUGAUUAGGUUGUUCAAAGUAAAGGAAAAACAGAGAGAACUUGCAGAAAGUGCUAAUGGGAAGCCUCCAGUGAAGAAACAAAGUGCUGGAGAACUACGUCUUCAAAAAGACAUCAGUGAACUGAACCUACCAAAAACCUGUACCUUUUCAUUCCCUAAUGGCAAGGACGAGCUAAUGACUUUUGAAGUUACCAUUCGUCCUGAUGAAGGAUAUUAUCUGAGUGGAACUUUUGUUUUCUCAUUUCAAAUUUCACCCAUCUAUCCGCAUGAGGCACCAAAGGUAAAAUGCAAGACAAAGGUAUACCAUCCCAAUAUUGACUUGGAUGGAAACGUCUGUCUAAACAUUCUUCGAGAAGAUUGGAAACCUGUCCUUAACAUAAACACCAUCAUUUACGGGUUGUAUCACCUUUUCACGGAACCCAAUCACGAGGAUCCGCUCAAUCAUGAUGCUGCUGCUGUGUUGAGAGACAACCCGAAAAUGUUUGAAUCUAAUGCUAGGAGAGCAAUGGCUGGUGGCUAUGUUGGACAAACAUUCUUCCCUCGCUGCAUAUAGUAUGUGAAGUUUCCAGCAUUUAUGUGGAUUUGGAAGAUAUGGAUAUUGAACUAGUUGAGCUAUGGUAUGAUUAUGUGGCAAGUAAAUUGUGCUGUAUCAUAUUAGUCUGUGAAAUUAUAAGAUGUUUGUUUAUGUCUGGUUUCGAUUAAAGAUGGGCGAAACAUGUCAUACAGGUACUCAUGAUUGUGCACAUUAUCUGAUCAAGUACACCAGGUUUUAUUUGAA
Messenger RNA from Salvia splendens (bonfire salvia), 2367 nucleotides. Its product is annotated as NEDD8-conjugating enzyme Ubc12. The transcript is spliced from 5 exons. The record is from RefSeq and is a predicted model, not a curated record. Lineage: Eukaryota; Viridiplantae; Streptophyta; Magnoliopsida; Lamiales; Lamiaceae. Bases 1519 to 2142 code for a protein of 207 amino acids.